AAAGUGAGGCGCUCUCCUUCGUACGACGACUAAAUCCAUCCGAGAUUAGCCGGCCGCGGAGCACACGAAGCUCUUGCAUAUGAUGAAUUCACGGAUGCUGUUUUAUUUUCAACGCUUUAGUAUGUCCGGUUCCCGUCACAGUAUUGCUGUUGCUGCUGAAGUUACCAUUAGCAACUGGGCAGCGCCCGGCUCGUCACCUUCCGACGUCGCUGAUGUUGUGCUGCCAAAUACAGUAGCUGACUCGGCACGGCACGGCACGGCUCAGUUGCCAGUGUUGUCGGUGUGUGAGAGACUUCAGCUGCAUUCGGCUGCUUUAGCCUGGCGCGGAUGCGGUUUAAACGAGAGAAGGUUCCCAAAGGUGGCACAGGCUAAAAUCAACAGCACAGGCCUUGAAAAGCUAGUGGAUGAUUUGCUGUUGAGAUGCUGGAGUGACUGGCGAUGGUUCACACAUAGGGUCCCACUGGGCAGCUCUACCAUGCUGCCGGGAGUCGGUGUGUUUGGCACGGGGAGUACGGCCCGAGUGCUGGUCCCACUGCUAAAAGCUGAAGGCUUUGAGGUUCAUGCACUCUGGGGGCGAAGCGAAGAGGAAGCAUGCUGCUUGGCAAAGGAGCUCGGCAUCCCGUUUCACACCAGCCGAUCUGACGACGUCCUGCUGCAUCAAGAUGUUGACCUUGUCUGCAUCUAUAUUCCACCAUCCAUGACAAGGCAGAUAGCAGUCAAGGCACUGGGUAUCGGUAAGAAUGUCGUGUGUGAGAAAGCUGCAACUGCUGUGGAUUCAUUCAAGAUGGUCACUGCAGCCAGAUACUACCCACAGCUGCUCAGCAUUAUGGGUAACACCCUGCGCUUCCUGCCAGCUUUUGUUGCAAUGCGCCAACUGCUGGUGGAGGGAUAUGUGGGCGAAUUGCAGGUGUGUGAUGUCAGAGUCUAUGGUCCGAGCCUGCUGGACCAGUCGUACGGCUGGACCUGCGAGGAGCUGAUGGGAGGAGGCGGUCUUCACACUGUUGGCUCCGCCAUCAUCGACCUUUUGAGUUACCUGUCUGGCACACGAGCACACCGCGUGCAUGGUUUACUGCGGACCUUCGUGCAGCAAAACGGUUUGAUCCGAGGGAUACGCCGCGUCACCAGCGACGAUUUCUGUUUCUUCCAAAUGUUGAUGGGUGGGACAGGGUCCAGUAGCGUGUGCUGCACUGUGACCCUAAACUUCAAUAUGCCGGGGUCGUUUGUACAUGAGGUUAUGGUAGUUGGAUCCACUGGGAGAUUAAUUGCCAGAGGGACAGAACUGUAUGGGCAACGCAACGGGAGUAAAAGCGAGGAGCUGUUGGUAGGCGACAACGGCUGGGUGGGACCAGAGGUAAAAGAAAUGCCCCUGCCUCUCCUGCAGGGCCUGAGCUCCAUGGUGAAGGCGCUGAGGCAGUCUUUUCAGGCUAAGGAGGAGCGCCGGUGUUGGGCACGGGGACCAGUUGCCACUGCACCAACGUUUGAGGACGGUCUGUACGUGCAGACGGUGGUGGAGGCGGUGAAGCGGUCUAGCAGCAGCGGAGAAUGGGAGUGUGUUGAGAUCAUGAGUCAAGAACCUGAUCCAAACCAGAACCUGUGUGAGGCUCUCAAGAGAAACAAAAACUAGAUCUGUUAAUUCACCCAGUGCGACUACUGCAUGUCUGACAAAACGGAGCUCUGAAUGUUUCAAGUCCGCUGCUUCGACCUUUUAUGUGACACAUGACUACUUGGCUUGUUUGUUUUUUUUUAACACACUUGUCACAAUUUGACCUUUUUUUUUUUUAUUUGACUGUGUUGUGAAUGCUUGAACCCUCACAGAUGUGAUUUGUUUGUACACUAAAUUUGUAAAACACAGCUCUAUUAUUCUGAUUCUCAACAGAAAACAUUAUCAUAGCUGUAAAGCUCAUUUAAACGUGUUAAAAGCUCCCUGUGUCCCACCGACAGUCACCUUACGCUGCCUUGAUUAUCAUUCUUAGCUUGAAGUUGUGGAGUCAUGAUUUCAGAUUUUCGGCUAAAAAAGGAUCUAGACCUAUAUUAGUUGUUAGCCAAUAGUAGAUUUUAAUUUUAAAAAAUGGUUUUAGGUUGUUGGGUGUUUGGUUUUUUUUGUUUUGUUUUUUUGUUUUCAACUUAUGAGCAGUUUCUUUAGAUUUAUUAAUAUAGAAAGAAAACAAUUAUGAAGUCUGAAUAAGUGCAUUACCACUGAACAUCCCUUUUUUUCUGGUUAUUGUUUUUAAUUUUUUGUUGUUGUUGUUUUUUCUUUUAAAGUUUGGGUAUCACCAGAGAGUUUGAGCUGAGUCUAAUAUUUCCAUGACCACCGGCUGGCUCGCUGGCUAAUAAACCAUGCACCAGCAGGAACAGUUCAUUGAACCCUGCAAGAAGUCAGUGGUUUCAGGGCAGAUUGAAAAGAGUGUCUCAGUCAUAUCUGAGUUUGUUUUGGCCUGCUGAUAACGUGAGAGGGAUUAAUGGGUACAGUAUGCCUAUUUUAUCUGAAUUAAUAGUCUCAGCUUGUAUAUCCACCCUUUUUUGAUGGUACAGCAGAGUUUUAGGAUAGUUAUUUUGUUGAGCCUUCAGCUCUGGGUCAAGGAUCCUUUCCCCCACUUUGCAAAUCCAGGUCUGUAAGUUUCAGCAUAUUGGUUGCAGUUCACCAGCUGACGCCUGUAGCUACAGAAAGAUUUGUUCAAGCACCAUUUUUCAGGUGAUUAAUGAUGCUGUGUAUUACUAUAGGGAAACUGGAACACCAUGUGAUUCUCUACUGUAGAUAAAAUUUAGACUUUAAUAUGUUUGAAUGGAAAUAUAUUGGUGUUAAUGUACACUAACAGCACCUUUCUGUAAAAGAGGGAGUGUUUACCUCAGCCAUGACUGUGACCAUCACAGCAGCCGGGUGAUUUGACUAACAAAUGACCCGUUGUGAUUCUGAUAGAACUCAAAUUAGAGUAAGUAUAAUGGAGCUGUGUUCAGUUUACUUUCUAUUUUAUUUUUCACCUUGUAAUAAGUAUAUUUUAGACAUUUGAAAAAAAAGAGGUUUAAUAAUGUGUUUGUUACAAAAUGGCCAUGACUUACAUGAUACCAGGGAUUGAGUAAAAUAAGCUAUGUAGAGAAUAAAGUAACAGCCUGUAGCAAUGCCCCUGAAUUCCCCACUGUAAAUGUAUACUGAACUAUUACUCCUGUAAGCUGGAAAAGAGGAUGUAGAAAGUGUACGGUUGCCUGCUGCACAGACGGAGCAGCAGUCACAGUUUUACCAAAGUACAUUAUAAAAAUUCAAAAUAAAAGCUCUACUCUAGGAUGGAUGACUCAGCCAUGUCCUGUUACAUAACUGAAUUAUGCCUCAGGGAGUUUUUAGUGCAUACGCUUAGCACCUGUUUUUCCAUUUUGGACUGAUAGUAUUCCAUAAGGAUGUAGACCUUAUGGAAUACGAUCACCAUGUUAAAUUGGUAUUUCCAGUUUAUUUUGAUGUGUAUUUUCAUAGACAGUAUAACAGAUGAACGAAGCUUUCAAGUCUAAAAAUUGAAGCCAGCCUGGAAGUGCCAUAAACGGAAUUAUUUUUAAAGGCAAAACCUGCAAUACUGUGGGGGGAAUGACCAUUGAAUUUGACCUGUGUAAACACUCUCCUGUUGAGUCACUCAUUUUGGGUCACACUAAAUAAACGAUUACGUCUGUUUUCUAAAUUUUGGUCAUUCUUUGUGUCAGAUAAAAAGAUUUUUGAGGGUAUGCUGGUUAGCUAGCAGCUUGUGAUUGGCAAGCUGUUAUGAGCAUCACAGUAGCUAUGUCCAUCUUUUAUACUGUCCAUGGAUUUAUUAAAUAGAUUAUAAGAUGACAACACAUUGAAAAUGAAAGCUAGGAUGCUUAGGGGGAGUCAUUCUCACAUGCUCUGUUUGUUUGUUCGUUUCGGUUUUCUUCUGCGAUGUUUUGGGCAAACAAUGACUGCUGAGAUCAAACGUCAGUGGAUUAUUUGGAUUGUGUCUCAGGGAGUGUUUUGGAGAUGUUCUUGGCACCUGAUUUCCACUUCACACUGAUCAUAAUCCAUUUAACCAGAGAGCUUCUACUAGCCUUCAGGCUGCAAAGCAGAAAAUUAUAGUAGCAGUCGGCUCUUCAUAGCAUUCAGUGUUUAGUGGUAAACUCUGAGAUGUAUUGGAUUCAAAGCCUGAGUGGUUUUAAAGUUUGUGUUUAAGGUGUGUUUACAUUUGUUAAGCACUGAAGUAAAUUGUAGAUUUUUUUUUUUUUUUUUUUUAAACACGUGGGGUCACCAGUCGUUCAGAAACUGUACUGAUGUUUUUAUUGAGUGAAAUCACUGGAUUUGAUCUGUGUGAAAGUGUAAAUGUGCUCCGAGCCAGACAAGCUUCACAGGUGUUGUAGUCACUCACUGCUUCUUACUUCUGCUGACUAUCCUAACAAAUCGUGGCUUCACUGUUGCUAACGCUGGUGUGGCAGGAAGUGACAGGGGGUGUGUACUGCUUUGGUCUGGCGUGUCUGUCCCCUUCUUCAGCACCACGCAGGAUCUGCAGAUAUAAACAGAUGCCCGUUACACUCUUACUUCAUAGUGUCCCAACAGUGCUUUACAAAAACAGGAAGUUGAGUUUACAUUAAGUGUCUUUAUAAAACACAAAGCAUGUCACGUUUGCCUGCAGGAUGUUCCAUAAUCUGACACUGCUAAAAUACAUUCCAGCAUUGAUCAUCAUCUUCUUAUCUACAGUUGUUUUGUUGUUUUUGCACUGAGAAUGACAUGAUGCCACAUAUUUAAUAAACAGCGUGAUGCGUGUAGUGUCCAGCCAGCUCGCUGAAGAACACUUUUUGUAUUUAUUUGUAAGCUCAAGUGGAGAAAGUUUGCCAUUUUUUGCUUUCAGCCUGUGAACUUCUUUUUAAACCUGUUUUUUAUUUUUUAUUUUUUUAAAGCACUAAUGUGUUGCUUUAAAGUAGGGAAACUGUAAUGCUCAUCUGCUUGACGGAUAUUUCCUUUAAUAAAAACGGCUGCCUUUGUUUAA
Molecule: messenger RNA, 4976 nt
Organism: Haplochromis burtoni (Burton's mouthbrooder)
Lineage: Eukaryota; Metazoa; Chordata; Actinopteri; Cichliformes; Cichlidae
Gene: gfod2
Product: glucose-fructose oxidoreductase domain containing 2
Exons: 5
Coding region: 80-1624 (514 amino acids)
Molecular function (GO): nucleotide binding
Source: RefSeq, a predicted model, not a curated record